Messenger RNA from Harmonia axyridis, 6041 nucleotides. It is a transcript of the gene pns, whose product is annotated as DENN domain-containing protein 5B. The transcript is spliced from 20 exons. Bases 187 to 4053 code for a protein of 1288 amino acids. Gene Ontology annotation, molecular function: small GTPase binding; guanyl-nucleotide exchange factor activity. The record is from RefSeq and is a predicted model, not a curated record. Lineage: Eukaryota; Metazoa; Arthropoda; Insecta; Coleoptera; Coccinellidae.
UGUCAAAAAACAUAAACAUACAGUGCAAAAUGGCGUUAUCCUCAUUUAUUUUGAAUCAAUUAGAGCAUGCAAAAAUAUAACGCAGAUCUGAAAUAAUAAUUAGAAACAAAAGUAAUAUAAUACUCAUUUGAUAUAAAUACAAAUGUGACCUUUUUGGACAUCAAGGAUUAGAUUGUUUUCAAAAUCAUGAUCAAAUUUGCUGAUUACUUUGUUAUAAGUGGUCUCGAUUUGAGUUCUGGAUUGGAGCCAGAUAAAUAUGCAGAAGACAAUUUACAAGUAUCUCCCUUGGAAAGAUCCUACAAAACUAAAGUCCUCAGUCAUUAUCCUGACAAUAUAUCAGCUUAUCGUCUUGAUGAACAAGCUGUUGGAAUGUUAUGUCUACCGAAUGGUCUCAAAUUUCGAACCCAAAAGCAUUCUGUUACACAAGCUCCUAAUUUUCAUUCAUUUUUAAUCACUAAAGAGGAUGGUAGACGUUUUUAUGGGUUCAGUUUGAUAUUCUAUGAGGAAGUUAGAAAUCGAGAUAUCUGUACAGCUAUGCAAACAUUACAGGCAAUGUAUAUAACAGAAUUAUCUAGUGGAUUGAAAACAAGACCAGUACUUAAUAAUCAGAAUCAGGUACCCCAAUCAAGGUCUUUGCCAAGACAUUUCAAAUUGAAUCCACAUAACCCAACAGGUGCAGCUCUACAAUACUAUGAUAUUUCUAGAGACAAACUUUUUGUCUCAAAAAGCAUUGCAAUAUUAUGUAGGAGUGCUUAUGUUCAGGCAGCAAAGAUUUUUCUAGAAAAUCUAUACAGGUGUUCUAAAAGACUGUCGACUUCCCAAUAUUCUCUAGAAAGUUAUGUGUUCAAUCUUUUAUAUGAAAUUGAAUUGCCUGCUCCUGGGAAAAGUAUUUUAGUACAUCUACCUCCUUCAGAUCCUCAAUUACCUCCUACUAGCAUCGUGUUACAAAGCCCUGCUCCUCCACUGGAGUUACCACAUUCGGAUUACUCAUUGAGGUUGAUGUUUGUUUGGUUAGGAGUUGAUAUUGUAGUUCAACUAUUCACAUGCCUUUUAUUAGAAAAUCAAAUCCUUUUGAGAAGUACUGAUUGUCAUAAGUUAAUGGUGGUAGCUGAAGGUAUAACCUCAUUACUUUUUCCAUUCACAUGGGCUCAUGUUUAUGUGCCAAUCUUGCCAGCAUCACUGCAUCAUUUUUUGGAUGCUCCUGUUCCUUUUCUUAUGGGCCUCAAUGCCUCCGGUGAAAAUAUAAAAGUAGCCUCAGAAGCUAGUCUUUGUUAUGUGGAUAUCGAUAAAUGUAAAGUGCAGCUUCCUGAGGAAACUACGCCUUUUCCACAUCGGGAAGAUUUUGUGGCUGAAAUUUGGUCGGCUUUGGAUAAAUUUGGAAUUCAAGUGCCGAAUUCCGAAAAUAACAGAAAUAUUAAUCCUCAGGAAAUUACUUCCAGAAGUUGCACAUUACCCGUUAAACCACAAAAUAGACGAAAACUAUCCAUACAUGACACUUUGGACUGUGAACGUCCACCAUCACCCCCGGGAUCUGCAAGAUCAGAAGCUUUACAAAGAAUUGCCGACAUAGUAAGGAGAACUGGGGUUACUUUGGAUCAGAACGAUUCUGGUCUACCUGUUGACACUUACAUAGAGGAUCUGAGAUUCAACAAUUCGAUAAGAGAAAUUUUCUUGAAUAGAUUUGUUCAUAUAUUUCAGUCCUACGAAAACUUUGUCAUCUUUCCAAAUCAAGCUAAAGAAGAUUGGGUCAAUAAUCGGGACUCGAUGCAAAAUUUCGAUAAGUCGUCUUUCCUGAGCGAUCAACCAGAGCAGCACCGAACAUAUUUAUGGCGUUUCCUUGAAUCUCAAAUGUUCGCGACCCUGAUCGACAAUAAAAUCUUGUCCAGUUGGGGAGAUGUGGACAAUAAUUUGGUGAUAUUCGACAAUAGAAUAAAAUUACUCAAACAAAGAUACGGAGGAGAAAAUCUCAUGCGUUCUCUGUGUUACGAACCUUGCACAAUAGCUCAUGAUACUCAAAAGUUGUUGGAGAGAAGAUUGGCAAAUCCGGAUUUCGAAUCUCCGUUACCGAGAGAAAUAAUGAACGCAAAGUCAACUUCAUCAAAAAAUUUCCCCUUGUUGAAUAAAGAAAUACUCAAUAAGACUCCUGUUGUCAACAAAGGGAGUAUACCGAGGGCUAGUGCUCUGAAAAAAGACAUGAAUAUCCCAAGACCUGUAAGCUUAACUGGGGAUCGAAUCAAUGCAAAUAAGUCAGGAAAUACUCAAGAUAUGUCUCCGGCUCUCUUAGCUCAAACUAACUGGACAUUCGUAGAGAAACUGUUAAAAGACUGCAAAGCCAAAACAAAAAGAAUGUUACUGGCUAAAUUAGGGGCAGAAGGUGUAACUUUGUCCAGCAAUAAUGCUUCAGACAACUCUGGAGCUGUCGAAGAAAGUACUCUGGUAGCUUCGUUAUGUGAUUUUCUAGAAAGAGUAUGGUCUCACGCCCUUCAAAGGAAAAGAGGAAAAUCAGCCUUAUGGUCUCAUUUAUUAGCAUAUCAAGAAACACAUCAGCCUCUCUCAAUGAAGGAAAACCAUUAUCUGUCCCGAGAGAAAAAGAAAGAAGAAAACUCAAGACAGGAAUCUUUGCCGACGUUGUUGAGUCGAAGUGUUGUAGCUGAGAUGUCAAGAUUGGCUCUUCAAGUAGAUUAUUGGUCCAGCCCUGGUAGUGAUAGAAAUAUGAAAACUGAACUUCCUCAUUUACCCGACACUUUACUUGUAGAUAUAACUAACGUACAAGCAAUGCUAGAUGUCAAAACAUGCAUCGGUAAAGCAAGAGCUUGGGUCCGUCUAGCCCUAGAAAAAAAAUUGCUCUCCAAACACAUCAGGACUCUCUUAUCUGACCAAGCUCUGUUGAAGAAUCUCUACAAAAGGUCUGCAUUUCUCAGAUGUGAUGAAGAAAGGGAACAAUUUCUCUACCAUUUGCUCUCUCUAAACGCUGUAGAUUAUUUUUGUUUCACUAGUACCUAUCCGACAACUGUGAUACCAUAUAGAAUUGUGAUAGUACCAAGUAAAAAGGGCACAAUUACAUCAGCUAAUGUUUGGAUAGUUUUAUCGGGAACAUUGUCAGAAACCAAGAGAGUCAAUGUACCGAAAGCUGCAAUAAACUUUGAACAUAAGAAUCAAAAUCUUGGCGUGUUGACAACACUCAGAAUUGGGCAUGAUAAUACGGGCAUGCAUGCAAAAUGGAUGAUAGACUUUGUGCUUGUAAGAAAUGACAUCACAGGACAUGUUUAUAAGUUUGCUUGUGGAAGAUGGUUAGGAAGAGGAGUAGAUGAUGGAUCAACAGAAAGACUUUUAGUUGGCAGCUUGCUUCCUCCAAGUAAGGAAGGAGACGAUAACAUUACCUCUUCGCAGAAUAAGGUCACAACACCUCCAAGAUCAAGAUCUCCAGCACCACCAACUCCAAAGACUGAGCUGAAACCAUCUCAAAUACAACACAUGCUAAGUGAUUGUAUCAAUAAUAUUGUUAAAUGGCAAUACAGGAGAAGUUCUGAAAGGAAUACUACGCUGACUGCCUUAUUGUGUGGAGAGAAAGGAUUAGUCCACAGUAUGGAAAACGUCUUUCUACUCGGAUUCAAAUCUUCUAAGCUUUUUAUGGGAAAACAUUAUUUGUGGGAUUACUUAGUGUGGGUCAAAGAAGAGUUUGAAUCGAAUUUAAUGGAGGAACACACUGGGACAAGGUCAUCAAGCUUAGAAAGAAAUCAUCAAAAAACUGUGGCUGUUUGGAGAUGUUACUCCCAUCUUGUAGAGGAAAUAUUGAGUAGCAGCAAGGCUUUAGGAAAAGAUGGAAAAUUCCAGUUAUUCAUAUGCUUGAGUGUUAGGGAACAUCUUUUGCACAGAAUGCUGGUUCCGAUGUCAGCUUGCAAAAUAACUUCAGAGAUGUAUGAAGAUUAUUCAUUUUUGAAGAAUCGUGGUCUACUUACUUUUCUUCGGCAAAUAUUGCUUCCCUUAGAUGAGUUAGAUGUUGUUUUAGAAAAUUCUGUAACACACGGAAUCUCUUCACCUUCACAUUGUUGAACAAGUGGGAAGUUAGUGAGAGGCUAAGUACAAUCCAAAGAUUUAUAAGAAUGACAAAAUCAUAGCAGUUUAGAGAAUUUAGUCAAUUUUUUAUGAAUUAAGUUGGUUUAUAGUUUCCUAUUUUCAAUAAUUUUCUGAGAAAAUUCAGAUGAGAAUUUGCAUAUUUUACAAGAAUGAUAUUACUAUAUGAUGUUCAUUGAAUAAUCUUAAAUGUUGUUCCUUUUUGAUAUUGGUAAAAAUGAUCAUCUGAUUUUUUUUAUUCCUAUUUCACUCAACUUUGAAGAACAACAAUGCUUUAUGUGCCAAUUUAACAAUUAGGUUGAAAAAAUAUAUAUUUUGAAGGCAGCCAAGUUACCAUAUGAUAUUACGUAGUUAUAUUUUAUUUUUUGACUUUUAAACAACUAUAUUUUUUAGGAAUUUCAUUUUAUUGAAAGGUCUCUCUGAUAUGGCAUGGAUGUAUUUAAUUUGAUCAUUAAUAUUUUUGUAAUUUCUGGAUUAGCAAAGCAAUUAUCUUAAUGAUUCACUUGAAUGAUAAUAUUAUAUUUGGAAAUGUUUUUAUCAACUUCGAGGGAGGGGUUGAGUUUCAAUGUGAUUUAUUGACCAUUUGAAUGAAUGUUUUACUGAUCAAACUCAACAUAUACAUAAGUGAAAUUGUGUAAAAUGAAAAAAAAACCUCAAGUAAAAAAUGCCAGGAGCUGGAAUCUUCACAAUUUUAUGAUGUUAUAAAUUGAAUGUUCAUUUAUGAAUUAGCACUUUUGAAAUUGAUAUAAAAAAUGAUACUUAUUAUAUUUUAACAACAUGUAAUAAGAUGUUGAAUGUAAUUUUAUGUGUUUUCCGUUUCAACUCUUUUAUGAAACCAAAAAUAUAUUAAAUAAUGUAAUUUUAUGACCUUAUCUAAGAAUAUAUAAUAUUAGAAAUCAAUUUUUGGAUUCGACUUAUAUGUGGCCUACUUUAGAGAUUUUAGAGGCAAUAAUAUUCUUUUUUGUUGAAAAGAUUCUUGUUGUGGAAAAUAAAAUAUAUUCUUCACAUUGGAUUUUUUUUAUAUUUUAGAAAUCUUUGAUUUCUAUAAUUUUUAAUUAUUCAAUAACUAACAACCUCCCCUCCUUUUUUUAUUAUCUUUAAUAUCAGCUGCUCAAUCAAUCCUCGAAUUCAGUCAAAUGUCUGUUUUUUUUUAAUCUGCGAAUUUUUUGAAAAUGAGACAACACCGUUGUCGAAACUUAGUUAUUUCAACUUAAGUUGAAUACUAAGUUCACUAUAAAAAAAAAUUGUAUGGAAUUGGCAAGUCGGUAUUUUAAGAUGUAUUAUCUACGCGUCAGAAAGAAAUGGAUACAAAAUGCCGUAAGUAAAACAGGGAGCAACAAUAUUUCCCCUUCCUCAAACAGUGAAAGUCCAAUCAAAAACAAGAGUUCAUCUCCCUCUCUCGCUCUCUGCAAAUCAGAAUUCAAAUAAACUAGACCGAAUCAUUUCGAACACGCCUACAUGUACCUCCUUCUCUCAAAGCGAUGUUGGAAAGGGAAAGACUGCAACAUACUAUACCUACUAUUUUUAUUUCACUAUCAAGAUUUUAUAGUUGCGAAUAUACUUUAUAUACACACUUGGUAGGUUCUGAAAAUUCAUGUGAGCUUUUUGAUUGAGAUAUUAUUCUCUUUAGAUGAUUCUUUAUAGGUUUUUCUUGACAGUUUGUAAUGUGUUAAUACGGAUGCAAAUCUAUCAUAUUUUUAAGAUUUUCAUUUCUCUAUGUAUUUGUGCUUUUUCAAUAUAUAUUUGUUCUCUUUGCGGCUUUUCAAAGUCUUUUCUUCUUGUUGUUUUUUUUAGGAAUGAAUUGAUAUAAAAUACGACAAAAGUCAGUCCCUAUAACUUUUAUUAGUUAUGCAUCAUUGUACCUAUAUAAUUCUAUAAAUAUAAAUAAAAAUACGUUUGAUCACUUCACAAUUCCUAUGUUUUCAUAGUUUUGUUUUUAUACAGCAUAUACACAAUUUAUCACGUCG